Erpetoichthys calabaricus (reedfish) is the source of this 1989-nucleotide messenger RNA. RefSeq names its product serine/threonine-protein kinase pim-2-like. The record is from RefSeq and is a predicted model, not a curated record. Gene Ontology annotation, cellular component: cytoplasm. Gene Ontology annotation, molecular function: ATP binding; protein serine/threonine kinase activity. The transcript is spliced from 9 exons. Gene Ontology annotation, biological process: protein autophosphorylation; regulation of mitotic cell cycle; negative regulation of apoptotic process. Bases 101 to 1402 code for a protein of 433 amino acids. Lineage: Eukaryota; Metazoa; Chordata; Cladistia; Polypteriformes; Polypteridae.
CGCCCUUCACUCGAAAUUACAUGUUUAAGAGGCGGGAUGCGCAGAACCAUCGAGGUACUGCACACAUGCUGCUGAUGGGCGAGAAGACGACGGGUGGGAAAUGGAGAUACGACCAAGGGGAGAAGACCCCUCUCAUGAGCCGAACUCGUCGAAAGUUCCAGGGAAAUGGCUAGUAGGUAUAAAGCGCAAAGGAGAGCCUAACUGCAGCAAUGACAUUGACCAAGUGCCUAAGAAGAAAUUCUGUGUGGAGGAUACAAAUAAGCUUUACAUAGGAAAUGCACGAGAUUUCCUAAGUCUCUCUGAAGCACCCUUUCCUUCAUUUUUUGCUGUCUUAAGAGAACAAUGUAAUGUUUUUGUGAAGGGUUUGUGUUACGAAUUUUCCCAGUUUUUUGCAGCAGUGGCAGCCAGUUGGAAACUGAUGAAACUUAAGUUUGAUCCAGAAUAUGAAUCUCUUCUCCAAACAUACACAAUGGAUUCCCUUAUUGGACAAGGAAAAUAUGGCAAAGUAUAUUCUGGGUAUCGAAGAAAAGAUAGUCUGCCGGUAGCAAUUAAAUCAGUCAAAAAAGAAGAAAUUAAGAAAUGGAUCCAGCUGCCAGGUGAGAUGGAGCUUUUGCCUCUGGAAGCUGCCCUUCUCCAGAUUGCUAGCAGUCCUCCAACAUCUCCUAGAGUGAUCUGCUUCUUGGAUAGGUUUCAAACAUCCUCUGAGUAUUUGCUUGUAAUGGAGAGACCAGAGCCCUGCAAAGACCUGUAUGAAUUUCUGCUUGAUCAAACACAAGGCAAAUUUGGAGAACCUCUUGCAAAAUACAUCUUCAGGCAAAUUGUUGAGGCAGUAAUUCACUGUCAUUCUCGGGGAAUUCUGCAUGAUGAUGUCAAGGUUAACAACAUAUUAGUGCAGACUACAACAUACCAGGUGAAACUAAUUGAUUUUGGAGUUGGUUCUAUUCUAAUGGAAGCUGAAUACAGUGACUUUGGAGGUACUUUUAUUUUUUUUUCACCCGAGCGGGUCCUCAAUAAAAAGUACAAAGCAAUUCCAACAAAUGUGUGGGCACUAGGCAUCAAUCUCUACAUUUUGGUAACUGGAGGACCACCCUUUAGAAAAGCUGAUGAGAUUAUAGAAGGCAAACUAUGUUUUCCAACUGAUACUUCUCAAGAAUGCAAGAGUUUGAUAAAUUGGUGCUUGAUGUUUAAACCAGAAGACCGUCCAAGUUUACGGGAAAUUUUGGGACACCCAUGGCUGCAGUCAACAUGUCCUGAAAUGUUGCAGGAGGAAGAAUGUGUUUCAGCAAACAUGGAGGAAGGCAGCUACAAGGUCACUACUAGCACACCAACGGCAAGACCCAUAAUUAGUGUACAGGCAGAGAUCGAAACAGUAGAGGAGCCUACCAGCAAACCAUUCGAAUGAUAAUCACAUCUAACGGUAAAGAAGUCAGCUCUGGAGGAUGCAUUGGAGAGAUCCUGAGCUGAUGGGACAACCUUUAUGAUCGACUCCAGAGGGAUAUCCAGGCAAUGUAUGACUAAAGACUGGGGCCACAGAAUCAUCAGCAACAUCAACACCACAGUGUGUGUCUUGCAGGCUACCGACAGAGUCAGCAACCCGGUUAAGGCCAGGGAUUCUUAGUGUUACUCCAGUGCCUGAUAGAUGAGUACAUGAAAGAUGGCAACGACCAAGUCGAACCUGUCGCCAGCACCAGACCUCUCUACACAUAACAGAUUCUCAACCCCCUGUCUUGGAAGUUUGCUCAUCUGCUGCUACUCCAAGAAUUGUUACUAUCAUCGGCUACUCUGUUGUUGGUAAUAUCAACACAGUUUUAAAUGAUAAGCAUCUUUGGCUCCAUUACUGUUCUCCCUUUAAAUACUACCAGCAAGUAAUAUCAGAAACUUUGCAGUUGAUUUCCACUUUUAUUCCAAUAAUAUUCAAUUUGUAUAUAUCAAUUGAGCUCAGUUCUCUAGAUGUAAUAAAUAAUAUUGAACAGUGCUUAAUUUCUAUGA